AUGCCUCCCAAAGCUGCCCCUCGUCGAGCACCAGCUCGACGCCCCGGAGCACCCGAAUCGACGUCGACGACUCCUGCAGGCGCGGGGCCCACACAAAAUGCACCCGAAUCACAAGGAACCGGCACACCUGGCCCCGCAGGUCGGCCGUCCGUACAACGCCUCCAGUCUUUAAAAAGGCGCCCAGGGUCCGGAAGCAUUACGCCCAGCGGUCGACCGCCCUCAACGCUGAGCGGCGAGCCAGCGAAACCCACCCUCAAGUACAAACCGCGGGCGGUCGGGCGGCGCAGCAAGGAAGAGCGAGACGCGAUCGAGAAGCUGGAGCAGGAACGGCAUAAUGAGCGUCUGAAGGAAGCGGCUGCUAUCCAGCGAGGCCGUGGCGGUCCCGCGCUCAGUCGUGGUCGGGGCGGGUUCCGCGGCCGCGGGGGCCCUAUGGGUAUGGGUGUUGGCGGGCCAUUGGGAGCUGGGGCUGGUCGCAGAGGUCGGGGUGGAGCGAUGGGGUCAUCGGCGCCUGGGCGCGGCAUGAACCGAACUGCCAUUAGCGGGGGCUACCCCCAGGGCGCGAAUGGGUUUGUCAACGACGAAUUUGCCGAAGCGCGGUUCAGCAUCGACCAGAUCAAUUUUGUGGAUAGCGAUGACGAGUUCAAUGACGGGAAACGGGAUACCAAAGGCAAGAUGCCUAUCCGAGAGCGCCGGGAGAAAGGACUACGCCCGGUCCGCGUGGAGCGACACCCACAUGAAGAGCGAGUCAUCAGCGUCAACAUGGAAUCGAGCUCGAAUCGAUCGGCUGCGCUCCGUCAGAAGGCAGAGGAGGCUAAAACUGCCGAGGAAAAGGGUCAGGCGCCUCAUCCUCAGGUGCCCGAUGAGCCGCGCGUAAAGGAAGAGCCCGCAGACGAGGAUGAAGCCAUGACCGAAACUCUUUCCCACGUGGAAGAUGAUGGUCUACUGCCGACGCAAAAGGUCCGAGUGCGCCGGAAGCUGAGCACUGCCAAGCAGACUGCCGAAGAAGGCGCUCAAGUGCAAGAAUUAGAACCGGAACUUGCGCCGCGAGAUCCUCGGGAGCUCCUCCGCACCAAUGAAGAAAUCGACGAAUAUGACCGACACAUGGAAGACUUGGAACAGAUCAAGCAUCUCUUCCUUACCGAGAAGGCUGCAGAGCCCGAGAAGCCGGUCACGGAGCCAGAAACCGAAAUCGAAACCGAGACGCCCGCCGAGGCGCAAACUACCACCGCACCGGAAACCACCACCGACACAGCUGAGGAAAACGACCCCCCGGGGCUGCUCGGCCAGCUAUUCCUCAUGCAAUUCCCUCCGAUGACCCCCAACCUCACACUCCCCGGCGCGGCCGACAACCAACCACCAGCAGAACCUGCAUCCGCCCCCGCCGAGCCUGCGAUCAAGCGCGAAGGCGACGAUGUGGAAAUUGUGGAAACGGCGCCUGCAGCGCCUGCAGCGCCCGCAGCGCCGUCUACAAUGGUCACCGCCGCCACAGACUGGACGCUGCCUGCUGGCCGGGUGGGCAAGCUGAACGUGCAUAGGUCAGGCCGCAUGACAAUGGACUGGGGCGGGAUUAGCUUCGAGCUGGAUCGCGCGGCCUCGGUGGAUUUUGUGCAGGAGGCGCUGAUCGUCCAGUCUGGAGCGGAUGAUGCCGGCGCCGAAGUGGGCCAGAACUCGGAGAACUGCGCAUACUCGAUGGGCCAGCUGUGUGGAAAGUUUACAGUCACGCCCAAUUGGGAUGAGAUGCUCUGA
Penicillium alfredii is the source of this 1746-nucleotide messenger RNA. Its product is annotated as putative DNA-directed RNA polymerase III RPC4. Bases 1 to 1746 code for a protein of 581 amino acids. The record is from RefSeq and is a predicted model, not a curated record. The transcript is spliced from 2 exons. Gene Ontology annotation, cellular component: RNA polymerase III complex. Lineage: Eukaryota; Fungi; Ascomycota; Eurotiomycetes; Eurotiales; Aspergillaceae. Gene Ontology annotation, molecular function: DNA binding. Gene Ontology annotation, biological process: transcription by RNA polymerase III.